This is a messenger RNA of Vicia villosa (hairy vetch), 1097 nucleotides long. RefSeq lists its product as uncharacterized. NCBI's taxonomy places the organism in Eukaryota, Viridiplantae, Streptophyta, Magnoliopsida, Fabales, Fabaceae. Bases 85 to 852 code for a protein of 255 amino acids. The record is from RefSeq and is a predicted model, not a curated record. The transcript is spliced from 6 exons.
UAAAUAUACAAAAACCACUUAACAAGUAACUUUAACCCAAAAAUAACAAUUCUCUCUAGCUUCUUUCAAUUUUCAAAUGCAACCAUGUCAUCACUGCUCCACUCCCAAAUCUCUUUUCCAUUAGAACCUCGCACCAGCUCCAACAAGAACACCACCAAAACACGACCAUGUAUCGCUCAAUUAUACAACAAAAAGACACAUUUCAUCAAUCUUGUUUCCAAACCUACAUUUCUACCAAACCUAAGGAAGAAUUGCUCAAUUGAAAAAUGGAAAGCGCGUGCCAGCGACAAUGAAUCAAGCGACGUUUCUCCUGAAUUCCUCCCAGCAAGUCCUUCACCGGUUCACAUUGUUCAUGAAUUCUAUGAGGCUUUCAAUAAAAAAGACACCGAAACAUUGAAGCAACUACUUUCUCCUAAAUGUGUCUAUCAGGACCUACUUUUCUACACUGCCUAUGAAGGCCAAGAGAGCAUCAUACACUUUUUGCAAAGUGCGAUGGAUGCAAUGGGUCCAAAUAUUCAUGUUUUUGUGGAAGAUGUCAAGGAGACCAACCAUGUCAUGGUCACUGUGUUCAUGCAUUUAGUAUGGAAAGAAAAAAAGUUGCCCUUCACAAGUGGAUGUAGAUUCUUUACUUUUGAAGAAGUUAAAGGAAAAUAUUUUAUCAGCAAGAUAACUGGCAUGGAGGAAUUUCCACUAAAACCUGGUGAAUUUGUGCUGAAACUUCUAAAAGGAAUUGGCAAUAUUCUGGAUAACUAUCCUCUAGCAGCAGGAGCUAUGCUUGAUUCCCAUGCCUCACGACAAGAUGGGGCAAGUGACAAACAUUUCGAUUUCGAUUUCUUUGGACCGAAACAUUAGCAUUGCUUAACUGUGUAAAUUACUUACAGUAUCGUCAUAUGUCGUUUUUCAUAAGAAAUAAAAUUGUAUUAAUUGGUAGAAACUCAUAGAUUGGUGUUUAUGCCAUGCUUAUUGUGAAGAACUGUGUACUAAUGAUCAUCUAGAUGAUUGAUCAUGUUCCGUAAUAUUUUCAUAAGAAAAGCUUAAUUCGUUUGAUGAUGAUGACUACUAAUUCUAAGUUCUGCGUCAACUUUAGAAAAUCAACA